Dioscorea cayenensis subsp. rotundata (Guinea yam) is the source of this 1744-nucleotide messenger RNA. RefSeq names its product transcriptional regulator STERILE APETALA. The record is from RefSeq and is a predicted model, not a curated record. Gene Ontology annotation, cellular component: preribosome, large subunit precursor. The transcript has 2 exons. The coding region runs from base 52 to 1410 and encodes 452 amino acids. Gene Ontology annotation, molecular function: protein binding. NCBI's taxonomy places the organism in Eukaryota, Viridiplantae, Streptophyta, Magnoliopsida, Dioscoreales, Dioscoreaceae.
UUCACUGUUCAUUGUCUUUCUCUGGCGAUCGAGAGAGAGAGAGAGGGAGUGAUGUCGAACACCUCGUCGUCUUCUUCUGAAGGUGGAGGGGACGAAGGCAGCGGUCCUUCAAGUCCUGCUCCACGGCGCAACGGUGAGCCUUCAUCAUCUCGGCGCCGCUCAGCUGAAGCUGUGUGGCCGGAGCACUUCGUCGAAGCUGUGGCUAUACGUGUCGCCUCCGACGCUGCUGCAUCCGCUGGCCGGCUUGCGGCCGCUCCCGCUCUUGCUUCCUUCUUUCAGGUAUGUUCCACGUGGAGAGCAGUUUCCCGCUCGGAGCUACUAUGGCGGGAAGUCAGUCAUUUGGUCUUCAACCGCCACCGGCCACUCCGUCCAUCCUGGCGUGAAGAGUUCGUGCGCCUCCACCGCACAGCUCGCAACUUCCGGCUCCGCCGCAACGCACACCACCACGUCCUUCCUCCAUCCAGCGAGCACUGCACCCGCCUCGCGGUAUCCGACGAUCGUUUGGCCGCCGGCUUUCUGGAUGGUUCUGUUGCCCUCUUUGAUCUCCCGACAUGCCAACUCCUAAUCACGUAUCCCCCUAACCUCACCCGUGAGCGUCUCGGCCGUUUCUCACAAUCCAUCUCCGGUGUAAUCCUCCUCUUGGACCGCCUCGUUUUCGCUUCUCAAGAUGGCGACGUCCAUGUAGCCGACGCACUGGACCCACCUUCCUGGCCAGCCCGCCGCUCCCACGUCGGAAGUCUCAUGGAGGACGGCACUCUCGUCGACUUCUCAGGGGACAAUAUACGGUGGGUGGGCCUUUACGCCGGCGUGCCCGGCCGAUCGUUUCGUAUCUGGAACAGUGAAAAUGAGCAUGUUUUGUUCGUUGGUGGGUCAUUGACUGAUCCUGACUCAGUCGCCGGCUGGCACCUGUUGACGGACUUGGCCGGUCCGAGCUUAGGCCGUGCUCGGGUCGGUCAACCAGGCACAGUAAUGGUGGCUUGCACCGGCUCAAGACUGCAAGCAAUUGAUGAUACUGGAGACGUGCUAAAUGAGGUUGGGUUUGGACGUGAGGCAGUUGUUGACUGUGUGGAUGCAUGCGAAGGGAGUGUACUAGUGGUUGACGUGAGGGGUACCGCACGUGUGCGGCAGGCGCACACGUUGGAAGAGUUGUGUAGGUUCAACACAGUGCGGAGGCGUGAUGCUUCCCUACCUGGCGCGGUUACUGGCUGCAUGAACUGGGGUUACGUACUGUUGUGCUUUGGCGAUGGUGUUAUUAGAGUUUGGGAUGCUGCCACCGGUGAGUUCUUGUAUAGAUUCCGUGAGAGGAUUGGAGAGGCCGGCGUUGUCGUUGCCAGUUACCGGCAUGUUGCGGCCUGGUCUCGUGGCACUGGGUUACACCUCUGGGAUUUUGGAGAUGAUCUUUUUGAUUGACUUGACUGGGUAUGAUCGAACCAAGUUCUUUAUAUAUUUUUAUCGCUCCAGUCUGCAGAUCAUAUGACUCGGUAUUGAACCACAAAGCAUUAAUUGGAGGUUGUUUUUUUUUUUGGUAUGCUUCUUUGUUUGUUUAUUUUUGGGUAUUGGUAAUGCUUUGUUAGAGUUCCCAUGCAAUUUGACCGAUGGUGGCGGGAAUGGUGGGUACAGAUCUUAUUAUUAAGUCAUUAGUAGUUUAUUAAUCCUGUUUAAUUACUGAGAGAGCAAGAAGUCUUGGUCUGUGUUGUUUAUUAUCUAUUGUUAUGAUUGGAGGAGAUAUUAGAGCAUUGAUCAA